This is a messenger RNA of Pezoporus occidentalis (night parrot), 1164 nucleotides long. RefSeq names its product trimethyllysine hydroxylase, epsilon (gene TMLHE). The coding region runs from base 1 to 984 and encodes 327 amino acids. The transcript has 7 exons. Lineage: Eukaryota; Metazoa; Chordata; Aves; Psittaciformes; Psittacidae. The record is from RefSeq and is a predicted model, not a curated record.
AUGGAAACAGCCCCCGGGCAGUGGCGACGCGAGCCCGCGGGACAGAGCGGCCCGAGCGGAGACACCGCGGGGAGGCGGCGCUGCCGGCACAGCGCCCGGCUCGGAGCCGCCCGGGCCCCGCCGCGGCCUCACUCCGCCUCUCCCCGCCGCAGCGCAGAGAACCCCUGCGGGCCGGGCCGGGGCGGGGCGGGGCAGUGGCCGCGAACAGGAGCGAGCUGCGGGAGGUGCCCCGAGAGCCGGCUCUUUGUGGGGCAGGAAACGACGCGGAGGUUGCUCGCGUUCGGCUGCGCCCACGAAGGCUUCGCUGGAAGCAGCGGAGGAGCUCCGAGCAGGAGGGUGCGGGAAGCGCUCAGGAUGUGGCGUCAGAGGCUGGUGAGGCUUCUCCGGCUGUGUGGCAGCUCCAGCCCUGCCUUGCUGUGGCCACCCAGUGACACCAGGCCCGUCCUCACUGCUGCCACUCGCUGCCACCACACGGUGCCAGAAUCCCUCAAGUGUGCCUGGCAGUUACACCCCGACCACCUCGAACUCAGGUACGCCAACACGCUGAUGCGGUUGGACUUCGUGUGGCUGCGGGACCACUGCCGCUCCGCCUCCUGCUACAAUGCCAAGACCAACCAGCGCAGCCUGGACACAGCCAGCGUGGACCUGGCCAUCAAACCUAAGGCCGUGCGAGUGGAUGAGACCACGCUCUUCCUCACCUGGCCGGACGGGCACGUGACGCGCUAUGGGCUGGAGUGGCUGGUGAAGAACAGCUACGAGGGGCAGAAGCAGCAGGUGAUGCACCCCCGCAUCCUCUGGAAUGCUGAAAUCUACCGCCAGGCCCAGGUGCCCUCCGUGGACUGCCGGAGCUUCCUGGACACAGAUGAGGGGCUGAAGGAAUUCCUGCAGAACUUCCUGCUUUAUGGCAUCGCUUUCGUGGAGAACGUUGCGCCCACCAAAGAGGACACAGAAAUCGUGGCAGAAAGGAUCAGCUUGAUCAGGUGAGAGCCUGGACCAUGAGGCUGUGGAGCUGCCUCGGGAGCGUGUGGUGACUUUUGUGACAGUGGGGCUAUGCCCAGAGAGGAGGAACUGGAGGAAGUGGCCUGUCUGGGAAGAGCAGAGCUUUGCAAAGAGAGGCAUUUCCUGUUGUGACUUGGAAGGUUAGGAGGGCAGCCCUGGCCCUGG